Suillus subalutaceus is the source of this 772-nucleotide messenger RNA. RefSeq lists its product as uncharacterized. Lineage: Eukaryota; Fungi; Basidiomycota; Agaricomycetes; Boletales; Suillaceae. The coding region runs from base 87 to 575 and encodes 162 amino acids. The record is from RefSeq and is a predicted model, not a curated record. The transcript has 4 exons.
UUUUCUCGUUUGCAUCACUGUGACACAAGUAUGCAAUAUGAUUAUGAUGGUCAUCGCACUCUACUAACAUCGUGUUCAGCUAUGUUAUGUUAUCAAUCAUAGAGUACAUGGACCCAAUCCUUGGCCAUACAUCAAGUGAGUAUCACAACUUUGAAACAAUCUUUCACGGUACAAGAACUUUCAGAUCCAAGGUCUCGCGAUCCCUCGCCUUACGACUCGCUGUAGACCAGUAUAAAGAAUCUGUAAAUCAUGUCUUAUUGUGCGUCUUGAAUUUCGACGCCCGUGCUCUCCAAGGUCAGAAAGGACGACGACGACAAGAUCGAUUAUUUGCGCUGAUAAUUGUAUUUUUGCCAUGCUUACUAGCAGCACCUUCACACAGCGCAUUUCACCGUCUUUCUACGUUCAACCUCUCGCCUACAAUGUCUGUCCUUUUUUUCUGCGCGUCAUUCCCGACAAAGUGGACGUUCCAGGAAAAUGAUAGUACAUGGCUAUCUGUUCUGUUAGGGCGGUCGGGGAGGCAGAUGUCCCUUGAGUCCCGAUCUGAUAUCCAUCAUUAUGGUAGUCAUCCAUGUUGAUUAUUGGUCUGCGACACCCUCAUGCCAAUGUACAAUCUUUGGACAGCAAAGGAUGAUAGGGACAUGUGAUAUUUACUCAUCGAAAGACAAGGUGAUGCCAAGUUGUCCCACUCCCGAAAAUUCUACGGGACCAACUACAGUUGCAGGAAAUGAAGUGACGAGACUUUAGUCCGAUACACAUGCAUAUAUGAUACCUA